UUGCUUCAUCCAGUGCGCAUGCGCACAAGAGGAGUCACUUCAUGUGUGUUACGUCGUGUCCGGUGGAGGUCACAGACAUCUGAGAUAAACCGAGGUUGCUGUCAUGGCUAAGCUUUUUGAGUCUAUUGGGAAGUUGGGGCUGGCCCUCGCCGUCGGUGGAGGUGUUGUAAAUUCUGCUCUUUUCAACGUGGAUGCAGGGCACCGGGCUGUGAUAUUCGACAGGUUCAGAGGAGUGCAGGAUGCCGUUGUUGGUGAAGGAACCCAUUUCCUCAUUCCCUGGGUUCAGAAGCCAAUCGUCUUUGAUUGUCGUUCCCGUCCACGCAAUGUGCCUGUCAUCACCGGCAGUAAAGAUCUGCAGAAUGUAAACAUCACACUACGUAUCCUCUUCCGGCCGGUGACCAAUCAGCUUCCACGAAUCUUCACCAGUAUCGGGGAGGACUAUGACGAGAGGGUGCUACCAUCCAUCACCACAGAGGUCUUGAAGGCUGUAGUGGCUCGGUUUGAUGCUGGUGAACUCAUCACCCAGAGAGAGCUUGUGUCUCGGCAGGUCAGUGAGGACCUUACAGAAAGAGCCUCCACCUUUGGCCUCAUCUUGGAUGACGUUUCACUGACACACUUGACCUUUGGCAAGGAGUUUACAGAAGCUGUUGAGAUGAAGCAGGUGGCUCAGCAGGAGGCAGAGAGGGCUCGUUUUAUUGUAGAAAAGGCAGAGCAACAGAAGCAGGCUGCCAUCAUCUCAGCAGAAGGUGAUUCUCAAGCAGCCUUGCUCAUCGCCAACUCCCUAAUGGAGGCUGGUGAUGGUCUGGUAGAGCUGCGAAAGCUGGAGGCGGCUGAAGAUAUUGCAUUCCAGCUCUCCCGCUCCCGCAACAUCACCUACCUACCCUCCGGACAGGGCACACUGCUCCAGUUACCACAGUGAUAAAAUCUUGCCACAUGUUCUCCCCACUGUUGCUGUCUCCACCUGUUUCGUGGUUGGAGGAUUCAAUAAAGGAUUCUCCCAACUUAACACAUAUUUCUCCCACUUGUUUUCUAACCAACUCUGAACUGGGCCCUGCCGCUUGCAGCAAGGUGGAGACAGUGAGAGGACCAUUUUUGGAAGUCCACCCACGUGUAAGGAAGUGGAAAUGGGCUAUUUGCUCCCACUGUUUUAACCAACAUACAUAUAUAGUGCUUUGUUUUGAGAAUUGACAAUGUAGUAAAUUCUGCUAAUAUUUGUCUUUACUUCAUUGUUUCAGAUACACAGCACUAAAUAUGUGGAAAGCAAUUGUUUUUCACUUAAAGUUAAAAGUGAUUAAUUGCCCAGUUAAUGCGCUGGAAUGUUUUAUCAAAUAGUUCCAACUAUAUUCAAAUCUGUUCGGUUCAAAGGCUGUGCUUUGAAUUCCCACUUUAAACUGAGGAUGUAUUCAUUUGAGUUCUGUUCUGACUGUUUCUGGCUAUAUGGAUUGAGAUGACUGAAAAAUUACAGCUUUAUUAAAGAUAUUGUCAUGUCCAUUUGGAAUGUGCCUGUUGGAAAGUAGAUAAUGAUCAUUCAUUCCCGACUAUUGUCACUGUGUCUUUAGUUUCAUGUGGAGACGGUAGCCCCAAGAUUCACAAAUGGCUCGGCUUAAUAAAAUUGUCUUUCUA
This is a messenger RNA of Solea senegalensis (Senegalese sole), 1623 nucleotides long. It is a transcript of the gene phb1, whose product is annotated as prohibitin. The record is from RefSeq and is a predicted model, not a curated record. Lineage: Eukaryota; Metazoa; Chordata; Actinopteri; Pleuronectiformes; Soleidae. Gene Ontology annotation, cellular component: membrane; mitochondrion. Gene Ontology annotation, biological process: mitochondrion organization. Bases 104 to 919 code for a protein of 271 amino acids. The transcript is spliced from 7 exons.